This is a messenger RNA of Conger conger (European conger), 5771 nucleotides long. RefSeq names its product MET proto-oncogene, receptor tyrosine kinase (gene met). Gene Ontology annotation, molecular function: transmembrane receptor protein tyrosine kinase activity; protein binding; ATP binding. The transcript is spliced from 21 exons. NCBI's taxonomy places the organism in Eukaryota, Metazoa, Chordata, Actinopteri, Anguilliformes, Congridae. Gene Ontology annotation, cellular component: membrane; signaling receptor complex. Bases 381 to 4526 code for a protein of 1381 amino acids. Gene Ontology annotation, biological process: positive regulation of kinase activity; nervous system development; cell surface receptor protein tyrosine kinase signaling pathway. The record is from RefSeq and is a predicted model, not a curated record.
CUUGGGGUACUCACCUGAAACCUCAGCCAAAGAGCGUUGACCUGACCGCCGGUAGCUCCGACGAAUUGGCGGACGCAUAGCGGUCACGGUGGACUGACAAAAAACUGAAGGAAACAAAACGCCAGUGUGAUACAGACUCCGGGUUCCAUGUCUGACUCACCAGUGCGCAUCCUGUGAAACGGAAAGGCAUCCAAGCGGAGUUGUGACUUUAAUGAAGUGUAAACUUUUGUGUAAGAAGAAAGAGCUUGAAAAGUCUGUGGAAACGCAUUCUUACGUUUUCUUAGUUUAACGGCGACUGAGUCAACGCUGCACGCAUAUGUGGAGUUUUUAACAUGAUCGGAACCCUCUAAAACCACACCGCUCGAAAACGGAGGGACACCAUGACGCUCUGCUCCCUGGGCUCCAUCCAUGUCCUGAUCGUCCUCUUUGAGCUGUGGGCCAGGGCCAAGGGGGAGUGCGAGGAGCCGCUGGCCAGCUCUAAGCUCAAUCUCUCGGUCAAGUACGAGCUCCUCAACUUCCGGGCGGACAGCCCCAUCCAGAACCUGGUGGCGUUUAAAGGGCACGUUUAUGUGGGUGCGGUAAACAGGAUUUACACUCUGACUGAGGACCUGCAGAAGUUCUCCGAGUACAAGACCGGACCUGUCCCCGCACAAGAUCUCUGUCCCCCAUGCCAGAGCUGCGAAGCUACAGCUAACACCUCGUCAAGCCUCAUGGUCAACAACACCAACAUGGCCCUGCUGGUGGAGACCUACUACGAUGAUGAGCUCUUCAGCUGUGGCUCUGUCCACAAUGGCGUCUGUCACCGACACGUUCUGAACGGCACCCUGGAGAACAGUGAGGUGAUCUGCAUGUACUCGCCCAAGACCAACUGGGGCCGCCUGGGGUGCCCCGACUGCAUCGCCAGCCCCUCCGGGACCCGGGUCCUGAAUGUGGAGAGCGGGAGCGUGGUGAGGUUUUUUGUGGGGAACACAGCAACCCCGGGUGACCCUGUGGUGCCCCCGCAGCACACGUUCUCGGUGCGGCAGAUGAAGGAGACCCAAGACGGCUUCCGUUUCUUCUCAGAGCAGUCCUACUUGGACGUGGCUCCGCAGCUGAGGGGCAGCUACCCGAUCCGCUACGUCUACGCCUUCGAGAGCGGCCCGCACGUCUUCUUCCUCACCGUGCAGCGGGAGGACGGUGCGUCCCGGUCCUACCACACCCGCAUCGUCCGCACCUGCUCCUCGGAUCCGGAGCUGCGGCGCUACGUGGAGCUGCCCUUCGAGUGCAUCCUGACGGAGAAGCGGCGGAGGCGAUCGGCGGGGGUGGAGGUCUUCAACGUCCUGCAGGCCGCCCACGUGGCCAAGGCCGGGCGGGUGCUGCAGGAGGAGAUGGGCUUGCAGGAGAAUGAUGACGUGCUGUUCGCCGCCUUCGCCCGCAGCCGCCAGGACUCCCCGGACCCUACGAGCAGCUCUGCCGUCUGCGUCAUCCCCCUGAGACACCUCAACAUCUUCUUCGGGGACUUCAUCAAGAAAUGCCACACCAAGCGCCCUCAGCACUUCACUGGGUCGGACGAGAAACGCUGUUUCAACUUGACCUCCACAGACGACUCCUACACCUGCGGGAAGCACGGGCAGGGCUACCAGCUGGAAGUCACCAGCACCAUGAAGCGGCUGGACUACUUCAGCGGCCAGUUCAGCGACGUCCUGCUCACGUCCAUCGCAGUCUACCCCAUGCAGGACGACACCGUGGCCACCCUGGGGACCUCUGAGGGCCGAGUCAUCCAGGUGGUGGUUUCCCGGUCCAGACAAAGGGUGGCCCAUGUGAACUUCCGAUUGGACGAGCAGCGGGUGUCCCCUGAGGUGCUGCUCUUGCCCGCCCCGUGGCCCAAUGCCUCCGUAUUGUUGGUGACAGGAAACAAGAUCACUAAGGUCCCUCUGGGGGGUCCAGGCUGCGAGCAGCUGUGGUCCUGCAGCUCCUGUCUCCUGGCCCCGGCCUUCAUGGGCUGUGGCUGGUGUGGUAACCGCUGCUCUCGAUCCGUUCAGUGCCCUACCUCACACUGGACUGAGGAUGCCUGUCCCCCCAUCAUCACCCAGAUUUCCCCUACGAAUGCCCCUGUUGGAGGAGAGACGAAGCUAACCAUCUGUGGCAGGGAUUUUGGAUUCAAUAAAAGCGAGAGGUUCGACGCGGGUCUGAUCAGGAUCAACAUCGGUGGAACCCCAUGCAAACUUGAUGCGCGGGAAAGCAACGGAAAUCGGUUGGUUUGUAAACCAGGCAUAGCGAAGGCCUCUCAGAAGAACCACACCAUCAGUGUACACAGCGGAAAGGAGCUAGUUCAAAAAGAAGGCUUCUCAUUGGUGAACACUUUUAUCAGAGAAAUCUUCCCAGAGUUUGGGCCAAAAUCUGGAGGGACUCUGCUGACCGUUCGAGGAGACUUUCUGGACAGCGGAACCCGGAGACGCGUCACAGUUGGAAACGCAGUGUGCGAGCUGCAGAGUGUAUCCCGCAACGCUUUGGUGUGCAAAACCCCGGCUCAGUCCUCUCCUGCCAAGCAGCCGGUCAAGCUGGAAAUCGACGCAGCCAUCCGCACAGCGCCCAUCAGCUUCACCUACAACGAAGACCCCUUUAUCUCUAAGUUCCAGCCAUCCCGUUCCUUUAUCAGUGGAGGAAGCACAGUCUCCGUGCACGGUGCCUACUUGCACUCCGCGCUGCAGCCACAGAUGCUCAUCACUACGCAGCAUGGCAGGAAGGUCCUCCAGGUGACCUGUAUGCAGGGUGAGGACAUGCAGGUGAUCCUGUGCACCACCCCCUCCCUGAAGGCCCUGAACCUCCACCCUCCCAUCGUCACAACCGUCUCCUUCGUCCUGGACGGCUUCUCCUCCAGGGAGUUCCAGCUGAUGUAUGUGGAGGACCCCAGGUUCGAGGAGUUCCAGAAACCCACCGUCACCUCCAAGGGCAACAGGAACGUUCUCGAGAUCAAGGUUCCGCGGGUGGACAUGGACGCCGUGGUGCAGGGCGAGGUUCUGCGGGUGAGCAACCGCACCUGUGAGGCCGUCCUGCUGAAGGGAAACACACUGGAGUGCACACUCCCCUCAGAGCUGCAGGGAGGAGCCAGGGAGCUGGAGGUGGAGUGGAAGCAGGCGAGCUCCUCGGUGAUCCUGGGCAGAGUGUUCCUGGCUCAGGAGCAGGACUACAGGCCUCUCAUUGGGGGUGUGCUCUCCAUCAGCAUCCUCCUCCUGCUGCUGCUGGCCCUGUGCGUCUGGAGGAGGAAGAAGAAACACAUCGAGGAUUUAGCUGAGGGUAUGGUUUGGUAUGACGGAAGAGCACACAUUCCACAUUUGGACAUGUUGGCAAACGCCAGGAGUGUCAGUCCCACUAACGAAAUGGUCUCCCACGAGUCAGUGGACUAUAGAACGACACUGCUGGAGGACCAGAGCAUGCCCUUGUCCCAGGCCAUGGCUCCCUGCAGGGUCUCCCCCUAUCCCCACAUGGACCUGUCCCCCAUGCUGUCGGGAGGGGACCCCGAACUGGCCACCCCCCUUCUGCCGUCAGCCGUGCAGAUCGACAUGGCCGCCCUGCACCCUGAGCUGCUGAAGGAGGUGCAGCACGUGGUCAUCAACCCCCACGACCUUCUGCUGCAUGUGCACCAGGUCAUCGGGAGAGGGCAUUUUGGCUGCGUUUACCAUGGGACCCUUCUGGCCCAGGAUGAAGUAAAGCUGCACUGCGCUGUCAAGUCCCUGAACCGGAUCACGGACAUGGAGGAGGUGGAGCAGUUCCUGAAGGAGGGCAUCAUUAUGAAGGAUUUCAGCCACCCCAACGUGCUGUCGCUCCUGGGGAUCUGCCUGCCCCCCCAGGGCUCCCCGCUGGUGGUGCUGCCCUACAUGAAGCACGGAGACCUGCGCAACUUCAUCAGGGAUGAGACGCAUAACCCAACAGUAAAAGACCUCAUGGGGUUUGGGCUCCAGGUGGCAAGGGGAAUGGAAUACCUUGCUAGCAAGAAGUUUGUCCACAGAGACCUGGCAGCCAGGAACUGCAUGUUGGAUGAGAGCUACAUUGUGAAGGUGGCUGAUUUUGGGCUGGCCCGAGACGUGUACGACAAGGAGUACUACAGCGUGCACAACAAGAGUGGCGUCAAGCUCCCGGUCAAGUGGAUGGCUCUGGAGAGCCUGCAGACGCACAAGUUCACAUCAAAAUCUGAUGUGUGGUCAUUUGGUGUGUUACUAUGGGAACUGAUGACACGAGGAGCUCCCCCCUACUCUGAUGUCAACUCCUUCGACAUCACUGUAUUCCUGCUGCAGGGACGUAGACUGCUACAGCCGGAGUUCUGUCCCGACUCACUGUACAAUGUCAUGGUUGAAUGUUGGCACCCGAAACCAGAGAGACGGCCCACCUUCUCUGAGCUAGUGUCGCGGAUCUCUGCCAUAUUCUCCAGUUUAAGUGGAGAGCACUACAUCCUGCUGAACACCACCUAUGUCAACAUCGACAAGGUGACACCCUACCCCUCGCUCAUCUCCCCUCCGUGCAGUCUGAGCAGGGACUGCUGCACCUGAGAGCAGAGGAUCUUGGGAAAUGCACAGAGAGAGCACUGCAUGAGAGACUACAGGGUUGCUUUACAUGAGCCACACCCACCAGACUGAGCAUGCUGACAUCCUGGGGCCACAGGAUAGUGACCGAACUAUUAAUGGGCCUGGACCUAGUGAAUUUUGGCCCCCACAGAGGCAUGUUAGAGAAUGAGCCUUACCUGUGUGGGAAACAUGCCUGUCAUUGUCACUGUUAACCUGAGGCUUGGAUUCCGUUGCCUGUUCACUGUUACCUACUUGCCCAUGCUCCAGCAGUUGCCCUUGGUGAGGCUACUUUGCAGAAGAAUGGGUAUGGAACCUCAGCCCCUGAAGUGUAUGUGAAUGAGUCAUCUGAGGGAGCUCGGCACUUAAAAGACUUCAUAUUUCAGACUUCCAUUGUCUUCUUUGUGUCCAGAAGGCUUUUUCUCCACAAACAGAACAAUGUUAUGCGUUUCAUCGCAGCAAAGCAGUCUCCAAGCUUUUUGAAUUGUGUAUUUGUGAUGUUAGUGAAGCUAAAAAUCAAUCACUGGUAGAAAACUACUUUUUGUAGGUAAAUCAACAGCAUACAUCCUGGCCAGUAGUACACUGAAUAUUUUAUUUGUAUAAUUAUCUCUGACAUUUCUCUAAACUGCAUUUGAUGUUUUGUAAAUAAAAAAGGCGUCACCUUUGAGAAAUGUACAAAUAUUUCUGGAAGAACUAUGUACUUUUCUUGUUUCCUUCUGGUGUGUUUUCAGACCACUGCUGUUAGAGGUAGUCCAGUGAUGACCAGAAUGUUAUAUGUGAACAUGUUAAAGUGCUGUACUAUAUAUUUUUUUAAUGAAAAAUUAUAUUUAAAACAACCUAGUUGGUCCAGAAGAUGAACGUUAACAGGCAGUGGUACAACACAUGUACAGAGACUAUAUUUUAAUGAAUCAUUGAUCCUGUGUAAGAGAGUAAGGGUCUGUGUUUUUAUGUUUUGUCUUUUGCGUCAUGUCCUGUAUGUGUAUAUAUUGUAGUGGGGAAUUAUGGGUACUGUACAACAGAUUUUGCAGAGCAACUGGAACAGAUAAUGGCUGCCUUAGAAUUUUCUUGUCUCUUCCAUCUAAUUUACUGCCAUUCUUUUUGUGUAAAUCAAUGGUUGUACCUGUGAUUUUUGACAACGGUAUGUAUAUUUCUAGUGUCUUUUGUGUUUUGAAGAUUAUCUGUGAAUGAUGGUACAUAUUGCUGUUAUGAUGUAAUAAAGCCAUAAUUACAAUG